Molecule: messenger RNA, 4854 nt
Organism: Gopherus flavomarginatus (Mexican gopher tortoise)
Lineage: Eukaryota; Metazoa; Chordata; Testudines; Testudinidae
Gene: PANX3
Product: pannexin 3
Exons: 6
Coding region: 1923-3194 (423 amino acids)
Biological process (GO): monoatomic cation transport; positive regulation of interleukin-1 production
Molecular function (GO): channel activity
Source: RefSeq, a predicted model, not a curated record
AGCUGCCACCAGCAAGAGGCACCAGAAUGACCCAUUUUGCUGUGCACUGUGCUGCGAAACCCUGCUUGGGAGGAGUGACUGACUGCUGGGCUAAGCUGGUGGGGCUCAGCUUCCCCUCUAAAGCCCUGGGCUGGAGGUAUUGACGGGCUGGGUGUGUGACCCAGGGAGAGGAGGGAAGUGCAAGGCUGGGAUCCUGCUCACAAAUGAGGGUGGGGAGGAGUUGUGUUAAAUACUGGAUUGUCCAUGUGGCUGGAAUCUUAAGGAGAUCUCCAGGUGUGUCCUAUUUGGCUUACGACUGGAAGGAGAGCAUCUCACUGACCCCUCCACUCCAUUCUUGCGCUUGUCCAUGGCCAUAGAGUGAGACACGCUGAUGUGCUGUAAGUAACUCAAAGCGAGGUCUAAACUUCUGUCCAGAGGGAUCUAACAGGGUCCUGCCCCUGCUAAUUCAGUGGGGGCCCGUGGCAAAGAGAUGAUGGACAGACAGCUGCAGAACAAGGAGAUAGUCUCUUGGGACUCAUCCAGGCUAGACCCCCUCUCUUUUCCAGGGUUAGUCUCUCCAGAAAGGUGGUAUGGACCCGUCAGGAGAGCCAGGAGAAGGUCUGCACCUGUCCCCGGGCUUGGAUAGGGAGGGGUGAGGAUGGCUGGGCAAGAAGCUGCUGCAGCCAAAGCAAGGGGCUAGAGUGGCCAAGCAACCAGAGAGGCCUGCUAAGAGCCCAGGCGCACAAGCUUGGGCGCCUUUUAUACUCAAGUGCCUCUGACAAGCCUGCGUGGGGGAGGCUCAGCAGGGUUUGGCCAUGGGGUAGGGGUGAAAUCCUGAGCAAGCAGGUCAACUUAUAAAGGGGUGGCUGUUUGGGGAUGGGGGAGCAAGGGACCUGCCACUGAGCUUAACUAGGCAGAGUGCUGCACCAAGUUGGGUCUGGCAUGGGCGACCUGAGCAGGGGGAUGGGGCAGUGGGAUUGCUACCGUGGCUCUUGUCCCUGAAAGACUACAACUGUCCAUGCAACCAGCAGGAGGAAAUGAUGUGGAAAAAACUGCACUGGGACCUCUAGAAGCAGAGUCACAGGUCAAAGGCUGCUGGCUCUGGAGAAGAGGGUGGACCAGUGAGGUACCUCGAUAUCUUUGAAAAUCUGCCCUAUGCACUAGAUCUGCAGAUCCCUAGUAAGGGUUCCUUGCCCACUCCUCUCUACCUGCCCUGAGGGGCCGUCAGCUCUUGUGCUCAGCGGUGUCCUUUCCCUCAAGUAGGUGCAUGCGUGAGUGUCUACUGGAGGCUAGGGCUUGGCCUGGUAAACGCCUACCAUCCUUGCCUUGCAGCCCUGCUGUGCCUGGGGCAGUGUCAGGCUGUAGAAAGGCCCCGCUGUAUCGUGCCACUAAUGGCUGCCCGCAGGGCUGGGGAUCUGCCUGGCUGAGAAUCACUCACCUCGCAUGAGUGUCAGAGGUCAUUACAGCUGACACGUGCAUGCAUCGCCUACCCCCAGGCAUGGGAGCUGGGCCUGGGAUUGUGCCUCCCUGCCAACCCUCCUGCUCAUUACUGGAUGUGAAAAUAGCCCAGCGGCUCCACACCCCUUAAAAUCGCUGCUAGAAAUAAAUCUGUUUAUGAGAGAAGGCUGUAAAACCACAAGGACGCAGGCUUUUGUGGGGUUGCCUGUGGCUGGGUGAGGCAUGCCAGGGCUCAGCAAUCAGUGAGGCCCUGCUGCUGCGACUCUGCUUGCUCUAUUUGAGGAAAGGCUAUUUGUAACUUUCCUAGAGAAAAGGCUUCCCUUGUAAUUAGCAAUGUACAUGGUGUCAUUUACCACUGCCUGGUACAUAAUACUGGGCAAAUACAGCUUUCAACCCCACAAGUGCUCGUGCCCUGCUAGCUACCGCUCGGCCGGGAUCAAGCCAUAAACAGCAGCAGCAUCUGCGUCUUCUCUACUCCUGGAGUCAUGUCUAUCGCACAUACGGCGGCCGAGUACAUGCUCUCUGAUGCUUUGCUCCCGGAACCCAGCGGCUCCCGAGCCAAAGGCCUUCGCCUGGAGUUACCGUGCGACCGCGUUGUGAAGUUUGUUGCGGUGGGCCUGCCCCUGUUCCUGGUGUCCCUGGCAUUUGCGCGGGAGUUUUCCAUGGGGACCCAGAUCAGCUGUUUCUCGCCCGCCAACUUCACAGGGAAGCAGUCUGCAUACGUUGAUACGUCUUGCUGGGAUUCCUUGAUCCACUAUGAAUUUGAUGCUGCUGGAAACACUACAGCCAAAUCCCUCUGGACUCUCAAGGCCUUCCCCUACUCCCUGCUGCUCAUCGCGGUGGCCAUGUACCUGCCCUCCCUGCUGUGGCGAUACACAGCUGCGCCUGCGCUGAACAGCGACCUGCUCUUCAUCAUCGAUGAGCUGGACAAGUCCUACAACCGCUCCAUCCGCCUGGUGCAGCACAUGGUGAAGGUCCGCCAAGCCAGCACGGAUGCCCGGCUCUUCUGGGAGGAGUUUGAGAAGGCUCGCAGGGAGCGGUACUUUGAGUUCCCACUGCUGGAGCGGUACCUGGCCUGCAAGCAGCGCUCGCACUCGCUGGUGGGCGCCUACCUGCUGCGGAACCUGCUGCUGCUGCUGCUCAUCACUGCUACCUGUCUCUACCUGGGAUUCCUCCACCUCCGCGUCUUUUUCCAAGAUGAAUUCAGCUGCUCCAUCAAGACAGGGCUCCUGCGAGAUGAGCCCCAUGUUCCCGAUGUGAUUCCCUGCAAGCUGGUCUUCUUCUCUGUCUUCCAGCUGAUCAGCAUCUCCAACGGGGGUGGCUAUGUCCUCCUGGCACCUGUGGUCAUCUACAACAUGCUGCAGCUCCUCCAGUGGGACAAGCGCCUCCUGUCCAUCUACGAGAUGCUGCCUGCCUUCGACCUCCUCAGCAGGAAGAUGCUGACCUGCCCCUUGAACGACCUGAACAUCAUCCUCCUGUUCUUGCAGGCCAAUAUCUCUGAGCUCAAGUCUUUCAGCAGACUGAACGCGGUGUGCGCGCUGAGGGAGGUCACCUCCAGCCCACAGCACAUCGACACCGUGGUGGAUUUCAUGACCCUCCUCGCUGGCUUGGAGACAUCCAAACCGAAACACUCGGCUUGCGCUGCAGGGGCUGAAGGAAACCCUCCUUCUCCAAGCAGCGAGAUCCUAGAAAUAGAACCCACAGGAGAAGCUAAAAGAAACGCUGGCCCCAAGCCCAGCCUGCCUGGCUCUGCCUGAGUGGAGGACCCUGACAGAUUGCUGAGCAGGGAUGGGAAGAUCACAGCUCCCCUGCCGAGCCAUGACAAGAUGUUAGAGGACGACUAAGAAAUGUAGCAAUCAAAUCCAUGGGGUGAAUUCAGGCCACUGGCCUACACCCAGCUACUGCUCUUGGAUCGGCUCUGCGCUCAUCCCACCAAUGUUAUCAUGGCUGAAACUGUUCAUGGCUCUAGUGAUUUGUCAGAUCCAUUGAGCAACACCCAUGAAACUGGUUUUUAUCUGGACCAGUGUAAUCCUCACCCUGCCAUUCUCUUGGGUCCAGCUGCUCCAGUGUAGCCAUUCUGGUUUUAUAGCAAUUAUACCCCAGUAUAACUAUGGAUGCCAGAGGAGAUACUCCUGAUUUGUUCUAGCAUAAAUGAUCUCAGUGGAGUUACUUUUCCCCCGCCGGAAGUGAGAAUACCAGCAGGCCCAGGGGGCUGAGGAAGGCAUAUUCAGAAUGAAGCAGAGGAAAUGGAAUGAUUAUAAUUAAAAAGUAAACGCCGUGUAUUGCUCUUGCUUUAAAGGUGUUGGGAUUCUGCAGAAGUAGGCUGCUCUGAAGGACAGGGUGGUGCUAGGCUAGAACCCACAAGCCCUAAGCUGGGGACUACAACCCAGCUGGCCGAGCACAUGGUCCUGGCUCUCUCCCUUGGCAGCUGUAGGUGUCAGGCUUUAAAAGCAGCUGGAAACAAGAAGCAGGAGUCAGCACAACUGCCUCUGUGAAGAGCUACUGCCAUGUCAUAGAAUCAUAGGACUGGAGGGGACCCUGAGAGGUCAUCAGGUCCAGUCCCCUGCACUCAUAGCAGGACUAAGUUAUUAUCUAGACCAUUCCUGGUAGGUGUUUGUCUAACCUGCUCUUAAAUAUCUUCAAUGAUGGAGAUUCCACAACCUCCCUGGGCAAUUUAUUCCAGUGCUUAACCACCCUGACAAGAAGUUUUUCCUAAUGUCCAACCCAAACUGCCCUUGCUGCAAUUUAAGCCCAUUGUUUCUCGUCAUAGCCUCAAAGUUUAAGAGCACCACUUCUUCUCCCUCUUCCUUAUAACAACCUUUUCUGUUCUUGAAAACUUAUCAUGUCCCCUCUCAGUCUUCUCUUCUCCAGACUAAACAAACCCACUUCUUUCAAUCUUCCCUCAGAGGUCCUGUUUUCUAGACCUUUAAUCAUUUUUGUUGCUAGUCUCUGCACUCUCUCCAAUUUGUCCACAUCUUUCCUGAAAUGUAGAACUCAGAACUGGACACAAUAUUCCAGUUAAGGCCAUAUCAGCAUAGAGCAGAGCAGAAGAAUUACUUCUCAUGUCUUGCCUACACAUCUUGCUCCUGAGGUCCUUCCAACCCUGAUAUUCUAUAUAAUACGGCUGCUACUCUGAAACCUAUGAUUCUAUGAUACACACUCCUGCUAAUACAUCCCAGAGUGAUGUCAGGGAAGGUGGAGAGGAAACAGGGGGCAGGUGCUGCUAGUGAGGGAAGAUGGCCCAGGGGUUAGUGUGCUAGCCAGUGAUUUGUAGGUCCCUGCUCUGCCAUUGUCUGUACAGCUUACAAUAGAGUUAACAGGACUGCCCUGCCGUGCAGAGGUGAUGGGAGGAUAACUCCAUUAACGACCUGUGAGGUCACGGUGUUCAAGUACUCGGGUAAUAGGGGCCAUGUAAGU